AUGCAAUUCUCAACCAUAUUUGCCAUCUUCGCCGGCCUCACUCUUGUCGCUGCACGUCCAACAACUCCUGCUGCACUUCAAGCUCGCGUGGAGGAAUGCAGUUGUUCUGAUGCGCAAGGCGCUUAUGCUGUCUGCUUGUUGGAGAGUUGUGGCCAUGGUUGCACAGAUGAAGAUUUCGCACCUUGUGUCGCCAGUGUUGAGGCUGAAUGCAUCACGGAUUGGACUACUUGCCCAUUGCCACCUGCGUAG
This is a messenger RNA of Botrytis byssoidea, 249 nucleotides long. RefSeq lists its product as uncharacterized. Lineage: Eukaryota; Fungi; Ascomycota; Leotiomycetes; Helotiales; Sclerotiniaceae. The transcript has 2 exons. The record is from RefSeq and is a predicted model, not a curated record. The coding region runs from base 1 to 249 and encodes 82 amino acids.